AGACAACGGAGGGCAACAUAUAGGCCAAGAAUCUCAUGUCCGAAUCAGAAACCCUUUCAAAAUGAAACAUUUCGUCAACGACAAAAUUAUGAGCCACUUCCGGAGCUCAAAGCAUAAAAAAAAUGACGAAUCAGUUGGCCGAAGUCAAGCGGAUUGUUCCCCGGAAGAAGGAGCGAUUGAUCCGUGCAAGAAGCCACGUCCUGUGGUCCAGAGAACGUGUCCUGGCAGUGAAACUGCCCCGGAUAACAUGUACGUCCUGAAGAACUGCGAUCGCUGUCAGGAUUACACGGUGCAACCGUGUGGCAAGAACUGCAAGUGCCAGAAAAGGAAAACCAAUUGCUCGGGACAGUGCGAAGUUGCAGCUCGGGAAAAAUCACAGGCGCAGUCGCAGGAGAGUUUUCCCGGAACGAGGAAAUCAAUUCACAAGAUGACAGGAAAACCAUCAAAAACCUCGUUUAAUUCUGAGUCCCAGCGUAGAAUGGGUGGCAUGGGUCCGAUUUGCCAGCUUUGCGGACUGGAGGAGAUCCGCCAGCCAGGACAAAGUAUGUGUCCAGUUUGCAGUGAAAAGAUUCAAGCGGCCGUGGAUAACUACUACGUUCAAUGCCAAGGACAAUGCCAACAGGGAACGGGACAACCAUGUCCUUAUCAACAGAAUAAUAAUCAAUUUCAACAGGGAACGGGAGAAACCUGUCCUUAUGAGCAGCAAUCGCAACAACAACCAGCUGGUGAAUGGCAGCAGUUGCAAGGAUCUCCACUUGGAAAUCAGCAGCAGCCACUAGGCGAUCAGCCCUUCAACAUCAUUGUCCUUCAGGAUUGCAACAAUAGUUCGCUGAUCGAUCAGUUGACCACUGCCAUAAAUCGCGGAGGAGGUCAAGUGCAUGUGCCACAACAGUACUCCGACUAUAACUAUCAGAAUCCGAAUCAGCAGUACAAUCCAUUAAGUGGUUAUAUAGACUACGAAUAUGUGGAUUACCAACAGAGGUUCGAUCAGGAAAGAAUGGAUAGAAAUGGCUACAGAAACGGCAUGAGUCCUUGGUCAACCUCCUCUAGAGAUGCUUAUGAAGACGAACACAUGUCGUGCAACAGCUACGAUUGUCCUGCCAGAAUGCCCGAAAACUAUCAGAGGCAAGGACCCUUCAAUGAACCCCGCAGCGAUAAUUCGAAUCAAAGUUAUGCGAAUAGUUGCACCUGCAACUGCGACUUCUGCCGCAAAGGAUUCGAAACGAAGGAGAAGCUGGCCAUGCUGAUAGCCCAAGCCCUCGAAAUCUUCAUUGGCAACAAUAAGGCCAAAGCCAAAGGGUCGGAGAUGAAACCUAAGAAGGAGAAGGAGAAGGAGAAGGGUAAGGCUAAUCCUGGCAAAAAAAGAAAGCCUAAUAAGUCCAAAUCUCCGCGCUUGAAGGAGGAAAAAUCCGCUAAGAGUUCCCCCGUGAUAAACUCGCCGGCUUUAAAGGCGUCUCCCAAAUCGGAUACCAAAAUGAUUUCCAAGGCGGAUUCCAAGGUGAUUCCCAAGGCGGAAUCCAAGAUUAAUUUCACUGAAAAUGAUAGCUCAAAUGUCAAGAAAGAAGUGAUGCAUCCAUUCUCCAGGGAACCCUCGCAAUUCCAUGCCUCCACCAUCGAUUCACAAAGCGUGGAAUCCCGACCGAAGUACAAACCGAAUUCGGAUGACGAGAAGUCGGGAUUCUUUUUGCCCAACUGCGAGCAGCAUCGCUGCAAACACAACUGCAAAGGUAAGUGUUCCCGACCUCCGCACAAUUGCAAAAAGGGUUGCAAGGACUACUGUCGAGGACCCUGCUCCAAAUCAGGAGCUGGUGAUGGCCGAAGUCGCAGCAAGGGAAGCAAAAAUCAAAUCCAUAAUCAGCGGCACACUCGCUGCUGUGGAUUGUGCAACCAAGGUGAAGGUCGAAAGUGGCAGGAAGUCAGCAGAGAAAGUGGACUGGCCGCCAAUGGCCAGAGGGGCGGCGAAGGAAUUGCCACGGGUGCCGCAGGCUGCCCCAGUUGCCGCAACGAUCGCAGUGCCGGAGGUGGCAGGACCUCCCUUCUGGGACUCAGUCCAAUCGCCCACUAUCGACCGGGAAUGCUGCAAUUUCCCGUGAACUAUCUCCUGGCGGGAACCAAUUUCCGCAGGAGUCUGGUUCGCACUGCCGCCGGGGUGACUCUCCAUCAGAAACCCUAUGUGGACAUGGCCAGCACCAAGGAUCUGCCCCACUUCCCCUGCCGCAAGAAGAGCAGCAGUCCAGACUGUCGAACCCCACGUAAAAAAUGGCUUUGAACUUCAGUUGAGAAACGAUACAAAUAACCGGAAAGAUAAUGGCUCUGAGCUCCAGAUCGCGACUCCGAAGGUUAUGCAUUGUAGAGCAUCGAAUUUAUCGCUUCGAUCGAUAUAGUGCAUAAGUUCGUCCAGUCGCAAAGUGGUUUAUAGUUUUUGUUAUUCAAAUCCAGAAGUAUUUCCCACUGUUUAUUCAGUAAUUCCUUUGUAUGCAAUAAACCAGAUAAUAAGAAACACCAAAAUAAA
Molecule: messenger RNA, 2512 nt
Organism: Drosophila ficusphila
Lineage: Eukaryota; Metazoa; Arthropoda; Insecta; Diptera; Drosophilidae
Exons: 2
Coding region: 62-2269 (735 amino acids)
Source: RefSeq, a predicted model, not a curated record